This is a messenger RNA of Chondrus crispus (carragheen), 1817 nucleotides long. RefSeq names its product SNF1-related serine threonine protein kinase catalytic subunit alpha KIN10. Gene Ontology annotation, cellular component: cytoplasm. NCBI's taxonomy places the organism in Eukaryota, Rhodophyta, Florideophyceae, Gigartinales, Gigartinaceae. Gene Ontology annotation, biological process: protein phosphorylation; intracellular signal transduction. Bases 1 to 1551 code for a protein of 516 amino acids. The transcript is spliced from 2 exons. The record is from RefSeq and is a predicted model, not a curated record. Gene Ontology annotation, molecular function: ATP binding; protein serine/threonine kinase activity.
AUGGCCCUCGUUCGCAUCGGCAACUACCGGCUCGGCAAGACGCUGGGCGUCGGCAGCUUCGGCAAGGUCAAGCUGGCCGAGCACGAGCCCACGGGGAAGAAGGUCGCCGUCAAGAUUCUCAACCGCCACAAGAUCCGUGCACAGCAGAUGGAGGAGAAGCUGAAGCGCGAGAUCAAGAUCCUCAAGAUGUGUUUACACCCACAUAUCAUCCGGCUGUAUGAAGUCAUAGAAACCUCCACAGACGUCUUCGUCGUCACAGAGUACUCGUCGGGUGGCGAGUUGUUUGACUAUAUCGUCGAGAGAGGGAGGCUAGCCGAGGCCGAUGCGCGCCGAUUUUUUCAGCAAAUUAUAUCGGGAGUCGAGUAUUGCCACAAGCAUAUGAUUGCUCACCGCGAUCUAAAGCCCGAGAAUCUCCUCCUCGACGAGCAUUCUAACGUCAAGAUUGCCGAUUUCGGUCUCAGCAAUUGCAUGCGCGACGGGUGGUUUUUGAAAACGUCAUGUGGAAGUCCUAACUACGCCGCGCCUGAGGUUAUUUCGGGGAAGCUUUAUGCGGGGCCGGAGGUUGAUAUUUGGAGCUGUGGCGUGAUUGUGUACGCCUUGCUCUGCGGGACAUUGCCGUUUGACGACGAGAGUAUUCCCUACUUGUUCCGCAAAAUCAAGGGGGGGCUGUACAUUCUGCCCAGUUACUUGUCUGAUUCGAGCAAAGAUCUCAUCGCGAAAAUGCUCGUUACUGAUCCGCUCAAGCGCAUCACCAUAGAAGAUAUCCGACGACAUCCUUGGUUCCUGGAGCAGCUGCCUAGGUAUUUAGCUGUGCCCGUAAGGCCCGGAUCACACCUUGAGAAUGUGGAUGAUGAGGUGCUUGCCGAGGUGAUCAGAAGGACGCAUUUUCCGAGGGAAAAGAUUGUGAGUGCCCUUCGAAAGGGAAGAAGAAAUCAUUAUACCGUGGCGUAUCAUCUGAUCAAGGAUGCACAAGAUGAGCUCGACACAACGCUUGAUCCAGCUCUGGCAGCGUUGGCGGCCAGCGCAUCAUCAAAUAUAGUCGCGCCGCCGUUCCCAGGAGUCAACGCUGCAACCGGGCAACCUAAUAGUAUGCACGCUAACGGAACAGGCUCAAAUCAGGUUCCUGCGAGCCCAAUGAUUACGGAUCAAGCAAAUAAUCCAGGCGUUCAAGGCUCGUCUAGUCCGACGGCGAUGGCGUUGCAAACCCCACUGGUGCAUCAAGGGAACGGCCCUGUACCCGGAGGGGAUCGAUUAUACGGGGAAAGAGAAUGGGACGUAGGGAUCCGGUGUGCACAGCGCAACCCGGCCGACGCCAUGAUGGAGGUGUAUAGAGCGCUACAUGCAUUGCGCUGGCGAUGGAAGACACCCGCCAACCAGAGUUUUCAAAUACGGGCGCUUGUGGAGAAGCCGGGGCUCGACAGACCGAUACGGCUGUGUCUACAAUUGUUCAAGUCAUCGUCGGGGUACCAGUUGGAUAUCCAACGCAUGGACGGCGAGCUUAUUGCUUACUUUGUUGCUUGUUCAGAGCUUAUGCGGGAACUGCGGGUUUAGUUUGGUGUGGUUGGGGUUUUGGGGUCUAUUGUGGACUAUGUUUACAAUUGUUGGUUUCCUGCCUCAAGCGCUGAUGAUGCGAGAUUCGUAGUCUCAUUUGCACAGACACAUAGUAAAAAUUAAAAGCAGAGCAGGAGAUUCGCGCGCGCCCUCUCCGCAAUGUCCUCGCAAGAGGAUCGCUGCGCUAGAUAGUUGCCCGUGUGGUGCAAACGGGUGGUGCAAACGGAAUAGAACAACAACCGAGUCUGGGCACAUGCACCACUUGG